Messenger RNA from Histoplasma mississippiense, 984 nucleotides. RefSeq lists its product with no specific name. The record is from RefSeq and is a predicted model, not a curated record. The transcript has 5 exons. NCBI's taxonomy places the organism in Eukaryota, Fungi, Ascomycota, Eurotiomycetes, Onygenales, Ajellomycetaceae. The coding region runs from base 1 to 984 and encodes 327 amino acids. Gene Ontology annotation, cellular component: ribonucleoprotein complex; cytoplasm; nucleus. Gene Ontology annotation, molecular function: mRNA binding.
AUGUCACCAAGACAACGAGAUGGCCGGAGGAAUUCUCGGUCAACAGAUGAAGAAUAUGUCGUAUUUAUUCAAGGUAUCCCGCCUCAAUGUCGAUGGCAGGAACUGAAAGAUCUUGUCCGCCAGACUGCUCUGCACAUACGGCAGGCUGUAGUUUACGAUGAUUGUCACGGGCAUCCAACUGGACUUGGCCAAAUCAUAGUGAAAAAUGAAGAUGAAGCGUGGCGCACUUAUAACAGGCUGUCAACGAACGGGUGGAAUGGUAAUAGCUUGACGGUAACACUAUCGCUCGCAAGUGCGCCGACCAAACCCAUUGCUGGACCGACCAAGAGUCAACCUCCAAGCCGAAUGCCAUAUGCUGCUGGUGGAUAUUCGAGUCCUCCAAGUUGCCCACCACUUAUCUCCUCCCCGACGAGAACUAUGCCCCCUGACAACAGUAACAGCUUUUACAAUUUUCGCCAGGAUUCAGUUGUGAAUUUUUCAUGCAGCAUUUGCAUACAGAACCUUGCCAUCGAUACAACCUGGCAGAAUUUGAAGGACUAUCUCCGGACGGCUGGUACUGUGGAGCGAUGCGAUAUUCGCGAAGAUCGUAAAGGGGGAGGUCGCCACCCGAGGGCUUAUGCAACUGCUACAUUUCGAACCAAGGAAGAGGCUCGAAGAGCUGUCACGCUAUUUGACAAUGCAUAUUUCAAAGGUUCCAGAAUUCGAGUACGAAUUGACCGAGACAAUGGAGGAGGCAGCAGUGGUAGUGGAAAUGGGGCGGUAUUCACGCCUUAUCGACUUGCUAGAAACAAAAACACCAAUGAGAGUGGAAGUAGAGUGGAAGCCGGAACAGGGAUUGGAAAUGGAAACGCGAAUGACGUGACAGCGGUGACGGCACCUUUGUCAACAGAUCGGAAGUCGCCCACAGGAUCGAUUAGCCUCUCUCCAGGAUCUACCGUUGGUAGUCAAUGGGUCAAGGGUCGGGCUGAAAGCUGGGAGAUCUAA